Macrosiphum euphorbiae (potato aphid) is the source of this 645-nucleotide messenger RNA. Lineage: Eukaryota; Metazoa; Arthropoda; Insecta; Hemiptera; Aphididae. The record is from the annotation of a GenBank genome assembly.
AUGAACUGCACAAAGUCUGUUCUUUCCACCACACCGAAGAAACCCAAAAAGCCCAACUUCAACUCCUGCGUGAGGUGCUUAAGGUCCAAAAAAAAAGGACAUGACAUUUCUUUGCACAAAUUCCCAAAAGAUCCCAUAAGACGAGCAGUUUGGCUUGCAAACUGUGAAUUUGUGGAAAAAGAAAUUGAACAUAAUAGAUUGUUAUGCUCUUCCCAUUUUGAAAAAGAUUGCAUCAUCGUACAACGCAACAGAAGGGUAUUGAAGAAAUCCGCCGUGCCUGUUAUUUUUGAUAAGAAAAAAAAAAAUAAAAGCAACAAAAAACGAAGUCAACAUUCCCAAUCUUUGGAAAAAACAGUUACAAGUAGUAACUGCCAAGUGUAUAUUUUGAUCCUGCUGCCGAAGUUUAUUUUGGUUGAACCAAUUGUUCAAAAUCCUGUUCCUACGACACAUACUCAAGAUACUCGUACAUCUGGGCUUUCAGAAACUACACUACAGAUAACGGUUGAAGAUUUGGAAAAUCCAGCUGCUGGUGUUAUACCAAUGUCGGUUCUAAGACAAUUUACUGACCAAUUGUCAGGUUACUCUUUGGAUCCUGAGAAGAAUAAUGGAACCAAUGACGUUCCUAUUUUUCCUGAGAAUAAUUAG